GGCCCCCGACGGCGCUCGGGCUUCGGGCCGCCUGAGCCUCGCCUGCCUCCUGCUGCUGCUGCUGCUGCUGCUGCUGCCGGCCCGCGUAGACACGUCCUGGUGGUACAUCGGGGCGCUGGGGGCCCGCGUGAUCUGCGACAAUAUCCCCGGCCUGGUGAGUCGGCAGCGGCAGCUGUGCCAGCGCUACCCAGACAUCAUGCGUUCGGUGGGCGAGGGCGCCCGGGAGUGGAUCCGCGAGUGUCAGCACCAGUUCCGCCACCACCGCUGGAACUGCAGCACGCUGGACCGUGACCACACCGUCUUCGGCCGCGCCAUGCUCAGAAGCAGCCGGGAGGCGGCGUUCGUGUAUGCCAUCUCGUCCGCCGGGGUGGUGCACGCUAUCACUCGCGCCUGCAGCCAGGGCGAGCUGAGUGUGUGCAGCUGUGACCCCGGCACCCGGGGCCGCCACCAUGACGGGCGUGGGGACUUCGACUGGGGCGGCUGCAGUGACAAUAUCCACUAUGGCAUUCAGUUUGCCAAGUCCUUCGUGGAUGCCAAGGAGAAGAAGCUCAAGGAUGCCCGGGCCCUCAUGAACUUGCACAACAACCGCUGUGGCCGCACGGCUGUGCGGCGGUUUCUGAAGCUGGAGUGUAAGUGCCAUGGCGUAAGCGGCUCCUGCACGCUGCGCACCUGCUGGCGCGCGCUGUCAGAUUUCCGCCGCACGGGGGACUACCUGCGGCGGCGCUACGACGGGGCCGUGCAGGUGACGGCCACCCAGGAUGGUGCCAACUUCACGGCAGCGCGCCAGGGCAACCGCCAUGCCACCCGGACUGACCUUGUCUACUUCGACAACUCCCCAGACUACUGCGUCUUGGACAAGGCCGCAGGUUCCCUAGGCACUGCAGGCCGGGUCUGCAGCAAGACGUCUAAAGGGACAGACGGCUGUGAAAUCAUGUGCUGUGGCCGAGGGUAUGACACAACGCGAGUCACCCGUGUCACCCAGUGUGAGUGCAAAUUCCACUGGUGCUGUGCGGUGCGGUGCAAGGAGUGCAGAAAUACUGUGGACGUCCACACGUGCAAGGCCCCCAAGAAGGCGGAGUGGCUGGACCAGACCUGAGCAGCUGGACACCUCAUUCAUCCCUCUACUUCAAACCUCCCGACUCAAAAGCACAAGAUCUUCGCAUGCACACCUUGCUCCACCCUCAGCCUCAGGCUGCUACAGCGUCUACGGAAGGACCAGGAGAGCGAGCCAGAGGGACUGUGGUGUCCUGGCUGGCGGCUCAGCCCUGGGAAGGAGUUGAUAGGGGAUGUAAGAAACAGUGGCUCCCGAACUCCCCCUCUGGAGGUUAGAAGGGAGUGGAAAAGGUGGGGUCUCCAGGGCGAUAUGAGUUGCACUAAAGCACGUGGUCAAGGUCCA
Molecule: messenger RNA, 1396 nt
Organism: Condylura cristata (star-nosed mole)
Lineage: Eukaryota; Metazoa; Chordata; Mammalia; Eulipotyphla; Talpidae
Gene: WNT2B
Product: wingless-type MMTV integration site family, member 2B
Exons: 5
Coding region: 197-1096 (299 amino acids)
Biological process (GO): canonical Wnt signaling pathway; cell fate commitment; multicellular organism development
Cellular component (GO): extracellular region
Molecular function (GO): frizzled binding; cytokine activity
Source: RefSeq, a predicted model, not a curated record